AUGGUGUUGGCGCUGGUGGUCGCAGCCCUGUGCGUGUGGGGCCGCCUGAGCGUCGCGAACCCUGAGGCCAAGCGGCUUUACGACGACCUACUCUCGAACUACAACCGUCUCAUACGGCCCGUCGGCAAUAACUCGGACCGGCUAACCGUCAAGAUGGGACUGCGGCUCAGCCAACUGAUCGACGUUCACCUUUGCGCCUUCAAGCCGCUUGGAAAU
Messenger RNA from Iphiclides podalirius (scarce swallowtail), 216 nucleotides. The record is from the annotation of a GenBank genome assembly. NCBI's taxonomy places the organism in Eukaryota, Metazoa, Arthropoda, Insecta, Lepidoptera, Papilionidae.